AUGCCAAAAGUCAGAGUCUUCUUUGUGAAUUGCCACCCAAAACGCCCACAAAAAGAUCGCGCUCUGGACGAUGUCGAGCGAAGGGCUCACGCUGCGCGAGAAACACACAGGAAGAGGGAGGCACAGCGGAACAGCAACCAGUCUUCGCGAGUCACAACGCCAUCUCCCACCAGUGAGACGAUCCUACACAGGGCAGACCCCUUUGAUGCGGCAUCUGUUAGAAUCGACAAUGCCGUGGCGGGCCUCCUGCACUACUACGUCUACUUUUAUCAUCCCACACUGUGGCCGAACGAGAUGACGGUCCUUCGUCAGGGUGUAUACACGUUUCAAAGCGCCGUCAACCGCAUCAUGCGGACAGUUGUCGAGGACAGCCUCACCAUGUACUGUCUCCUUAGCGCCUCUGCCAGUCGACUCCAGUUCAUUGACCGCCUCCCUUCCACGGCGGUGGCUGGGAAAGACGACUACUACAUGCGCAACGCGCUCCGGUUACUGCGCUCCCGCAUCGAAACGCAGCCCAUUCAGACCUACGAGCAACUGAGACAGUUGCUGAUCUGCAUCGUGUUUCUGACCUCGGCCGAGUGUUACCGAGACGACGUCGCGGCGGCGACAACCCACCUACAGGCUGCUGUCGACCUGCUGGAACGAAAUGGCGGGCUCAUGUCCAUCCACGACGAGAAUUUGCGGGGUCAGCUCGCCAUGAGUGAUCUGUAUCUCGCCUGCAUCCGGCUCAAGCCUUGUCUAUUUGAAUGCGACUACGAUCCAGGUCCCGCCAGUGCUCUUUGUCUGGGGGAUCACGAGCUAUCGCCCGUCCAGUCUGAGAACAGCGCCAGCUUCCUGCUGGACAGGGACACAUCGAUAGUACCUCUGGCGUUGAGGACCGUGAUCGAGCAGCUAGUCGAGUCCCACGAUGUCAAGAGUCGCCUACAGACCUCGUCCAUGUCUCCGUCCCGCGCCCUGCAGGUCACCCACUGGAUCACCACGCGCAACAUGGCCAUCCGAAACAGGCUGUUGGCACUGACGACUCACGACCCCCGGGCCCACGCGCUGAGGACCGCCAUCAUCAUGUGGACCCUGCUCGCGAUGAACGUGACGGGCCGCGCAAAGACCGUCAAGGUCAUGGCGCCAAUGCUGAAGGACAUCCUCACACAAAUACCCACCACGUCCCCCGGCUGGGUCGGCGCCCAGGACAUCAGGCUGUGGAUUCUGAUCGUAGGCUUCUCGUGCGCCGACGAGGGGAGCCCCGUGGCCGAGUGGUUCGCCGCGCAGUGUUGUGCCUUUGCCAGGAGCUGGAGCUGGUCGUUGGGACCGACGAACUCGUCGCUGUGUCGUCUUGACGAGGGCCUUGUUACAGAGCGUCUCGAAACGUUUCAACGACGAGGCUUCUUCUACGACGCGCAUGUGCAGAGCCCGCGGACGCGGAAACUCGCCCGUGCAAUUUCUGCUAGUAUUUCGGGUUGA
Molecule: messenger RNA, 1458 nt
Organism: Fonsecaea nubica
Lineage: Eukaryota; Fungi; Ascomycota; Eurotiomycetes; Chaetothyriales; Herpotrichiellaceae
Exons: 1
Coding region: 1-1458 (485 amino acids)
Source: RefSeq, a predicted model, not a curated record